CAAAGGCAUCUGAGUUUAAUUUGUCGAGUUGCUUUGAUCGUGAAAAGUUACUCGAAUAUGCCUUGUUCAAGUGUCGAAGAAUCUCCUAAUAAACCAUCCUGGCUUUCUGAGCGGUACGUUCAAGAUGCGCUCCGUAAAUAUACCAAAGACAGUUCCCUCGAAAUAGUGAAAUUAGAAAUAGUUCCGGCAUCUUCGAAAGGUGAUAAUUAUUGUGGUGUUAUGACGAGAAUUCGAGUUAAGUUUACACGUGACGAAUGCAAAGGUAUCCAGUCAGGGAGUUACAUUUUAAAGUCAACUUUCGAGGAUGAAGCUGAUACCAUCACAGUCCAUGUGAUGGAGGGAUACAAUGUCUAUAACCAUGAACUUGAAAUGUACGGCACAAUAUUUCCAAAGCUCAGGAGUAUUCUAGAAAAUAUUGACUAUCGUGAGGACCUGGUACCCAGAACUGUGACCAUAGACCUUGAUCAUAAAAGUAUUUUUUUCGAGGAUCUAACCGCGCGGGGUUUUCAAAUGGCGGAUGUGAAAAAAGGUCUCAACACAGAACACGUUAAAAUAAUCUUGAUAAAGUUGGCUAAAAUGCACGCAGCAUCAGCUCUGUUGGAUCAAGAAAACCCUAAAAUUUGUCGAAAGUUCGAUCGAGGUCUUUUUAAUAAACAUUAUGAAGGAUUUGCUCCUUUUAUGACGAGAAAUCUUGAAGUAUGUGCUCGAAUGGUUCGCGGUUGGGAAGGAUAUGAGAUGUAUGGUGAUAAGCUGAUGAAUCUCGUGCCGAAAUUGACGGAAUAUGGACAGAGGGCAACGGAACCGAGAAAACAUCAUUUGAAUGUUUUGACGCAUGGAGACUUAUGGUGCAACAAUACAAUGUUCAAAUAUAACGACAAAGGAGAACCUGUGGAUGUUAUCCUUUUGGACUUCCAGUUUAGCUGUUGGGCAUCGCCCACUAUUGAUUUGCAUUACCUUUUUAAUACGUCUCUUGCGGAGGGUCUUUGGUUAAAUCACAUUGAGGAGUUCGUCCAGUUUUACUAUUUGAACUUGAGGAAAUCAUUGGAGGAUUUAGGUUUCCAAGGGAAGAUACCGACCCUUCAGGAAUUUUGGUUGCAAUAUAUGGAGACAGCUUUCUAUGCUCUUUUCACAUCGUUAAUUCCACAAGCAAUAAUGCUCAAUGAAGAACUAGAAGAUGCAUCAUUCAAUUGUUUGCUGGAGGGGGAUACAGAAAGGUCUAUGCGACUUCGCAAUGCAAUUUAUAGUAAUCCAAAAAUUCAGAGUAAUUUACGAAGACAAUUGCCAGUGUUUGAUAGGCGAGGCCUACUGGAUAUCCAGGAUUGAAUGUGUAGGAUAUGUAAAACUAUUAUUAAUUUCGUAGGGUUAAAUUUAAAUAAUUUGAAUGAAGUAAAUACAAAG
Molecule: messenger RNA, 1398 nt
Organism: Hermetia illucens (black soldier fly)
Lineage: Eukaryota; Metazoa; Arthropoda; Insecta; Diptera; Stratiomyidae
Exons: 2
Coding region: 58-1323 (421 amino acids)
Source: RefSeq, a predicted model, not a curated record